AUGACUCUUUAUGGCGCCGAUGCCGUAGCCCUGAGUGCGAUCUUCCAUGAUGUUGCGACAGAGUUUGAUCUGCUUAAUCUAUUCACAAGACCAACAUUAACGAAUACUGCCCUGCAGGAAAGCAAUAAUACCGUACUGCAGAAUUAUUUGGCAGAGCCAGCCGACAUCAAUCAGCACUUUCAACGAGUGUUGCAAAAAUGUGGAUCCUUAAAAAGUAGCCCUUUCGACUGUUGCAAUUUUUUUGGCUUGUAGAAUCAAAACACGUCUCAUCUGCGAAAUCACAGCAAGAAAAUGUGGUUACUAAGUGGACUACACUGGAGGACGGAUUAGAAACCUACUUAUACGAGCGCAAAGUCAAAGAAAUUAGGUAUUUUCUUGUAUUGUCUGUUAGCUCAUUUGUACCAGCGCGCAACACGCAGAUCUUUUUAGACUUGCCAGUGAAGAAAUGAAAACAGAGGGAACUGUCUCACACAUAGAAAGAUAUGUGGCCGACUCAGCAAGAAAGUUGGCUAAGCUGGCUGAUAUUGUUUCCAGGCAAGUUAGCUGUUUCUAA
Spirometra erinaceieuropaei is the source of this 553-nucleotide messenger RNA. NCBI's taxonomy places the organism in Eukaryota, Metazoa, Platyhelminthes, Cestoda, Diphyllobothriidea, Diphyllobothriidae. The record is from the annotation of a GenBank genome assembly.